GCAGUGAUAAUUGUUUUGGAUUCUUGACUCACAUGCGUAAAGUUCAAGUGAUUGCGUAUGAAAAUUAAGAAUAAACUUCGAAAUUAAAUUUUAAAAUGACCGAUUUAACCAGGUAUAAUUAUCAUAUGAUUAUGGAAGGUGAUCAACCACAUUGGUACAAUAUUGAUCAAUCAAGGAUGACGCCAGAUCAACGUGAACGAUUCAAACGUUUGGAACGUGAACGACGUGCUCGUGAAUUCAUGCAAUAUUAUCGUCAAACAAUCAUAUCGAAUUUGAAACCAUUAGCUCAAACUUUUUAUGAAUCUCAGUACUAUCCAAAAAAACGUCGUACAUUCGAGCUUGCCGGUGUGAACACUUAUCUUCGCUCUAGGUUUUGUUCUGUUGUCUCUAAUCGAUCAUUGGAUAAUGCAUUUGACAAUUGUAGACAUCGAAGAUUUUUUCAUUUCAAUCCUAAAUCAACCGAUUCUGGACCGAAAAAUUCUCAACUAGUGGCCGUCUAUAAUAAUCAAAAUUUAAUUCAUAUAAAACCUCAAAUGAACAUUACUAUUCCUUAUGAUGAUGAUGAUGAAUAUUUUUCAUAUCUGUUGAAACCUUAUUAUGAUCCUAUCACACAAUUCAAUACGAUCAACUUAAUUGAAACAUAUAAAGACGUAUCCAGUUUAUCUAGGCAUGAUCUAUACGAAAUUAUUGAUGAUAGAUUAGUUUCAAAGUCGUCAAAUCGUAUUAGAUUGGGCACAAAUCCUUACACAUGUUGUCAUUGCACGAUUGGACAUCUGGUUCUGCAGGCAGCACAUCCUAAAAAUGCUUGUUGUAUAGAUUUUGAAAGCGAUCCAAAUUCCAACGAUGAUUGUGCUGUCAUAGGUUAUCCUGGUGGAAUAAUCGAAUUUGUCAGUCUUAAUUGGGCACGCAAUGGUCGUCCAAAAUGGAGAAAUUCACAUCAACCUCGAAAAAAUUCAAGAAUACUCGACAUAUGUAAACUAGACGAGAAUCGAAUGAUUAUAUCCGCUACCAAUCAUUAUCUAGCACAAUAUGACAAACGAAUGUUUGGUCGCAAGGCUAAACCUGUCGUCGAAUAUGGAAAACAUUACAACACUAGUCAUUUUCAUCAAAUCAAUAUUGAUCGAAAAAGAAAUUUAAUCAUAAGCUCAGGUUCGGAUGAUAUUGUCCGAUUUUGGAACAUUGAUAAUGGCCAAUUAUGUUAUUGUUUAAAUCUGAAUGAAGUCGACUAUUUUGGUACGAAUAAUGAUUAUCGUCUUCGACAAGCUUAUUUUGCUAAAGAUUUUUCUUUGUAUGAUGCAAGUAUUCCUGAUCGACAAUCGCAACCAAAAAUCAAAGGUGAUACAUUAAUCAUAGCCGAUGGUGAUCAAAUAAAAUUUCUGGCCAAUGAUAUGCUGGAAUUUUGAGUUAUUAAAUUUAAAUUUUGAUUUUUUUUAUUUUGUUAUAUUAAAUGUUAAAUAAUAACACUUGAUAAAAUUUGAUUUAAUUGAAAAUAAC
Molecule: messenger RNA, 1494 nt
Organism: Dermatophagoides farinae (American house dust mite)
Lineage: Eukaryota; Metazoa; Arthropoda; Arachnida; Sarcoptiformes; Pyroglyphidae
Molecular function (GO): protein binding
Source: RefSeq, a predicted model, not a curated record